AAGCAAUCCAACCAGAAAGAGAAAUAAUUACCUUUCGUGGUCGUCUCAAACAGAAUGUUACUACGAAAGAAACCGGCAGCGAAGUUGGUUCAAUUUUAAUUUUUUUUUGGAAAGACAGUUUCCGCCGCGAUAGUUUUGGAAAUACCGCCGGAGUAGCCGUUGACCAAUUAAAAGAAGGACAAAUUAUUACGGUGAAAGGUUAUUAUUCCGGACGAGACAACGGAUUAUUUCAUGUUACUGAAUUAGUCGAAGUCGAAACUGAAGACGAA
This is a messenger RNA of Racocetra persica, 269 nucleotides long. NCBI's taxonomy places the organism in Eukaryota, Fungi, Glomeromycota, Glomeromycetes, Diversisporales, Gigasporaceae. The record is from the annotation of a GenBank genome assembly.